AUGGAUCCGAUUAUCGUUGAAAUUAAUGGUCCAAUGGUCACGCAGCAGUGUGCGGCUCAGAUUGUGCGCACAAUUGUCGAGCUUCUUCUGUACCAUCGAGAACAGAUCCCCUUUACGUAUGGUGCGUUUCGCAAGAUGGUUAAAAACUUUAGGACAAACGACAGCGACGAAGCAACUGCGCACGGAAUGCAGAAAAUUCACUUAAGAAAACAACAAAACCAAGCGGAACAAACGGUGCAAAGUGUGGAUAAUCUAUUCGAGAUAAUUGACAAAUGUUUCGAAGAAAAUCCGACGGUGCAAGAAGCCAUGAUCAUUUUUGGAACUACGAUUUACACUGCCAAGGAAUCGUUCGUCGUUCGGUUGCCUCCGAUUGACCGGAACCAUCACGGCCACAACCAUCGGCACGCGCUGGAGCAACAUCUCAGGCAAAUUGCCAUGAAACUGACUCUGUCCGACGAAGUAAGUGGCAAUCCUAACGUAAAGGGGCCAACGAACGUCCAUGUUCUGAUGAAGACCACCGCCGCCGCCGCCAUGCCAUUGAAUGGCGGUCUCUGCUCUCCACUGGAUGACUACAAGCUGCCCGUAAAAUGCCCACAGUAUCGCAUAACACUGACCACGGCAGUAAAUGGGACAAGUUCACCGUUUAGUUGUUGCAAACAUUUGAAGGUGUUUCAGGAUGCUACCACUCCAACCGCCAGCGACCAUCCCGAUGCUGUUGCUGCUCAAGAAACGGAAAAUUUAAGCUGUUGGCUGCAGCUGAACGAGGUGGUGCGGGGCUUCAAACCGACGCCGGUGAAGGGAUGCUUUCUUUGGACGCCGGCGUAGAAUGGGUUCACUGACAAUACAGCGCUUUAUUUAAUCAGA
This is a messenger RNA of Anopheles cruzii, 864 nucleotides long. RefSeq lists its product as uncharacterized. Bases 1 to 825 code for a protein of 274 amino acids. The record is from RefSeq and is a predicted model, not a curated record. Gene Ontology annotation, biological process: regulation of exit from mitosis. The transcript is spliced from 2 exons. NCBI's taxonomy places the organism in Eukaryota, Metazoa, Arthropoda, Insecta, Diptera, Culicidae. Gene Ontology annotation, cellular component: nucleus.